Dreissena polymorpha is the source of this 1202-nucleotide messenger RNA. RefSeq names its product 2-amino-1-hydroxyethylphosphonate dioxygenase (glycine-forming)-like. The transcript is spliced from 2 exons. Lineage: Eukaryota; Metazoa; Mollusca; Bivalvia; Myida; Dreissenidae. The record is from RefSeq and is a predicted model, not a curated record. The coding region runs from base 354 to 620 and encodes 88 amino acids.
GUGGCGGGUGUGCACGGAAUAGACAGUCACCAUAUCAUCAUUAUUAUCAAGGUAACAUAUUCAAAACUUAAAGACUAGUCGGUUAUAUCUGUAGACUGCUUGUUUAGCGAGUGACUACCGCGGAAACAGUAACGCCAUUUACACGAAUAGAUAUGUACGCGUUCAAGGUUUAUCAAGUCAUAUACAUUCGGUGAAGGCGGACACACUUCAAAUGGUGCAUAGCCCAUUUAGUGAAUCGACCAAAUGACAAGCGCAGACGCGGUGUCGGAGAUUUUCACGUUGUGAGGGGGUGGGACACACCGGCUUCCUGGGAGAGGGCGGUGUCCAAGACCCAGCACUCCAUACAGUGCGGCAUGCAGGCAAAGGCGGACGGAGCACCGGAAGAGACGGUGUUAGCCGCGUUCCUUCACGACAUCGGGCAUCUGCUUGGUGUGUGCGACAAUCUACCGGAAAUGAUCACUGACGACGUCAAUAUUGGAACACGUGACAAUGACGUCAUUGGCGGUGACUAUCUCCGACGGAAGGGAUUUCCAGCGAUCGUGUGUGACAUUGUAGCCGGGCACGUACAGGCCAAACGAUACCUCGUCUUGAAGGAAAACGGUUACUAUGAAAGUACGUAACAGUUAUUGCCGAAAAUCACCUGUCUUGGAUAAACUGUGAAUCCGUCAUAUAUUGACUUAAAGCUUCAAAUAGUUUUAUUUUGUAUUUUAUGCGAGGUAGUGAAUAUAAGUAAUGUAAAUACCUUAUCUUGUUGGUAUCGCUUAAGUUAAAUUAAGUUAAGUUGAUUAAGUAAAAAUAGCAAACAUUAACAUGCAACUGAGUAUCGCCGUUGAACUGCACACAAAAAGAUGUCAAGUAUUAUAUACAUUGAAUACGCUUCCAAUCUACUAGUUCAAACUGUUGGCUAAGUUCAAGGUAUACAUUAUGCCCCAAACACAUGGAGUUAACAUGCGUGCGAAGGUGAAGAAAGUUAAUGGACCUCAACAACUUUACUUGGAUUUGACUUCUUUAUUUUAAAAUACAAACGUUUACUACCCAUUUCUUACUUUUCUUUCAUUAGGAAGUUAUGUUCGAUUUUUUACUUUACAAAACUUAAACUUCUCAUUACUAAUUUUAACAGUGCUAAACUAACAAAAGUAAUGCAUCGAGUAUUGUAUACGACCAUAUCUUACGAUGUUUAGAACUAAUGCAAAUUCAAGAUA